AUGGAUACUGUAAUGAAGGCUGCAAGAGCCACAGGCUCUCUGAACCUUUCAAAUUGCGAGUUGAAUGAAGUGCCAGAGCAGGUUUACAAUUAUUUAGAUUCACUCGGAGAAGAAGAGAAAUGGUGGGAAGUUGUGGAUUUGAGAAAAAUGAUAUUGGCUCACAACAACAUCCAUACCCUCUCAGAGCAACUGGAGCGUCUCAACCGUCUCACAGUUUUGAACAUCACCCACAAUCAACUUUCUCAUCUUCCUGCUGCAAUUGGCAAGCUCAAAAUGCUCAAAUCAUUAGAUGUAUCUUUCAAUCUGUUGAGAGAAAUUCCUCAAGAAAUUGGUUCUGUAAAUGCGUUGGUUACACUAAACUGUGCAAAUAAUCAACUAACCUCACUUCCAAGCAAUAUAGGGAACUGUAGAAAGCUAGAAGAUCUCAAGGUGUCAAACAACCAUUUAACAGCUUUGCCAGAUGAACUCGUUCAUUGUUCUAAGUUGGGGAGAUUGGAUAUGGAAGGUAAUAAGAUUGCAAAAUUCCCUGACCAUUUGCUGAGCUCAUGCAGUUUUAUUAAAGAGAUAAAUGCUGCUAACAACAUUCUUAAUGAGAUCCCUGAAUCCAUUGGGAAGCUCGAGAGGCUUGUCCGUCUUGAUGUACAUCAGAACCGAAUUAAGGCCAUUCCCUCGUCAUUUGCUGGAUGCUCUUCGCUUAUGGAGCUUUUUCUAGGACAUAAUCAAUUGUCUUCAAUCCCCAAGGAGUUUGGAGACCUUUCAUCGCUGAAAACCCUAGACCUCCGUUCUAAUUUGCUGAAAGAGUUUCCAGAGGAGGCUUGCAAGAUGCAACUUUUGGUCUUGGAUUUAUCAGAUAACUGUCUUACUAGGUUGCCCACACAGCUUGGCAAUAUGACCACAUUGAGGAAGCUUUUAUUGAUUGGGAAUCCUUUCAGAGGGCCAAGAAGCAAGGUUUAUUUUGGUACUACAGAGGCAUUGCUUCAACAUCUUCGUACUAGGAUGAGCUUAGAUAGAGAGGAACGAUCCCCUGUUGAAGAUUUCAUUGAAAUGGCUUCUAAGGAGGCAUCAUCAACAAAGCAAUUAUCCAUCAGUGGGCUAGGCUUGGAAAUCAUACCAGCUGUUGCAUGGGAAUCAGGAGAAUUACUAGCUUUGGAUGCCUGCAAGAAUAAAAUCAAAGAACUACCAAGUGAUCUUUCACAAUGCAAUUCACUCAAAGUAUUACUUCUAUCAGAUAACAAGAUAGAGGAGUGGCCUGGUGCAGUAUUUGCAUCUCUUUUAAAUCUUCGGUUCUUAAAACUUGACAGAAAUCCACUUAAUAAGUUCCCACAAGAUGCCUUUGCCGCAUUAUCAAAGCUUGAGGUUCUUGAUCUGAGUGGGAUUUCAGCUAAUUCAUUGCCACAGCCUCCUGCACUGUCUGGCAUGCCACAUUUGCAAGAGUUGUAUUUGAGGAGAAUGCGUUUGCAAGAAGUCCCUUCUGAUUUGUCCAGCUUAAGAAAACUCCGUAUUCUUGAUUUAGGCCAGAAUAAUCUGUCUGAAAUUCCAGAGAGUUUCCAGCAUUUAACAUGCCUGGUGGAGCUUGAUUUAUCCGAUAACUCUAUUAGAAUGCUUCCACCAGAACUCGGGCUUUUAUAUUCAUGCUUGCAGAGUUUAAGAUUGAGCGGCAAUCCAUUGAGAAGCAUCAGGCGAACUAUUCUAGAGCGUGGGACAGAGGAUGUCCUAAAGUAUUUAAAGGAAAAGAUUUGCAGUCCUUCGCGUGAAACACAGCCACUGCAGGUGAAACAGACGCUUACUCCUUUACGACAGGAGUUCUACAGUGAAAUCCCAUUUCAGCAUAUAUAA
Messenger RNA from Cryptomeria japonica (Japanese cedar), 1836 nucleotides. Its product is annotated as plant intracellular Ras-group-related LRR protein 6-like. Gene Ontology annotation, molecular function: protein binding. The record is from RefSeq and is a predicted model, not a curated record. The transcript is spliced from 2 exons. Lineage: Eukaryota; Viridiplantae; Streptophyta; Pinopsida; Cupressales; Cupressaceae. Bases 1 to 1836 code for a protein of 611 amino acids.